This is a messenger RNA of Electrophorus electricus (electric eel), 2402 nucleotides long. Lineage: Eukaryota; Metazoa; Chordata; Actinopteri; Gymnotiformes; Gymnotidae. The record is from RefSeq and is a predicted model, not a curated record.
AUGGGUGGGAAGGCUUCAGCAUGGACACUCAUACUUUCUGUCGAAGUUGUGCAUCACACUCUGUCUCUUUACACUGAUCUUACAGAGCACGACGUGGAUGCUGGAAAAAAGGACCUCUUCGAUGUCAAUGAAGUGGCUGGUCUGGAUCUUUUUGAGGGAGAUAUUUUAUUUGAUGAGAAACAAGGGAGGAAUUCCAUUACUGGGGAUCAGUAUUUAUGGCCAAGGACCAUACCAUACUAUCUGGGGGACGACUUGGACAUCAAUGCUAAAGGGGUGAUAUUGAAAGCCUUUGAACAGUACCACCUCAAGACUUGUAUCGAAUACAGACCCUGGAGCGGAGAGCAGAACUACAUCUCUGUGUUCAAAGGGGAUGGGUGCUUCUCUUCUGUCGGGAACCAGCACGUGGGGAAGCAGACGUUGUCAAUUGGCGCUGGAUGUGACCGCAUCGCCACCAUCGAGCACGAAUUCCUCCACGCACUGGGUUUUUGGCACGAGCAGUCGCGCUCGGACCGCGACGACUACGUCACCAUUAUGUGGGACCGCAUUUCGGAAGGCAAGGAACACAAUUUCAACAAAUAUGACGACACCAGAUCGAGUUCCCUGAAUGUGCCUUAUGACUACGGCUCCAUGAUGCACUAUAGUAAAAACUCCUUCCGCAAUGGGACGCAACCCACCAUCAUCACCAAGAUUCCCGCCUUCAUUGAUGUCAUCGGCCAGCGCAUGGAGUUCAGCGACAGUGAUCUGCUGAAGCUUAACAGACGCUACAAUUGUACACGCUCGUCCACCUUCUUGGACUCCUGCGACUUUGAGUGGGAGAAUAUCUGUGGAAUGAUCCAAGAUCCUGGUGAUGAGGUGGAUUGGGAACGUGUAACCAACGCACCUGGUGGACCCAGCAUGGACUAUUCUAACAUGGGACGCUGUGAUGGUAUGGGCUAUUUCAUGUACUUCAGCACGGCCAAAGGUAGCGUGGGAGACACUGCUCGCCUGGAAAGCAGGUUACUCUACCCCAAGCGGGGCUAUCAGUGCCUGCAGUUCUUCUAUUACCACAGUGGACACCUCAGUGAUCAGCUGGCGAUCUGGGUGAGAGAGUAUGAUGAGGCCAACCCUAACGGGACCCUACGCCUUAUUCAGAAGAUCAGUGGGACUCCUGAGGCUCUGUGGCAGCCCCACCAUGUUAGUCUGGAUGUUACUAAAAAGUUCCGGGUGGUGUUUGAAGGCACCAAGGGCUCUGGGAACUCUGGUGGGCUCUCCUUGGAUGAUGUGAACUUGUCUGAGACCACCUGCCCGGAACAUGUGUGGCGCAUCAAGAACUUCAAGAGUGUGAUGGAGAACACAGCAGUGGGCACUGCUGUCUACAGCCCACGCUUCCAUUCUAAGGACGGCUACACCUUUCAGAUGGGAUUGUACCCUAACGGCUCAGAGAGCUCCCCUGGGGAACUGGGAGCCUAUGCCUACCUGACCUCCGGGGAUGAAGAGAUUGACGCUCGACUUGUCUGGCCUUGUCCCUGGAAGCAGAUAACUAUGAUGCUUAUGGAUCAGCAUGCAGACAUCCGGAAGCGCAUGUCCAACCAGAGGAGUGUUACCACUGACCCCACAAAGACAGAAGAAGGAUCUGGGACGUUGUUCUGGGAUGACCCACGCAGAGUGGGGAAUCUAGUAAAAGAUGAGGAUGGGAUUGAGUACUACCGAGGCCCUGGAGCAGGAACGUCUGUGUACCUGACCCAGGCAAGAGCACUCAGCAGAGAUUUCAUCAAGGGUGGAGAUGCCAUCUUCCUCUUCACCAUGGAAGACAUCUCUCACCUGGUGCCUCCACAGCCCCUCCCCUCAACAACAUCCCCUCCCACAAAUGGAACCACCGCAGACCCUACCACACCUACAGCUCCCAACACCACCAACCCCACAGCACCUCCUCAUGAUCCGUGUACUACAGUGACCUGUGAAAAUGAAGGCAUGUGUGUGGCUGACAAUGGCAGAGAAGCAGUAUGCAGAUGUGCUGUGGGAGCAGACUGGUGGCACUACGGGGACAGGUGUCAGUUUAAGAGUUCCACACAGGACAACGUGGUCACAGCGGCUGUAGCCUCUGUUGUGGUCUUCGCCAGCAUGCUGGUGGUCACCGUGGUGACUGUGGUGUGUCUAAAGAAGAAGUACACGUGGAAGGCGAAUGAGAUGGGCGGAGCCAUCGCCAUGCAAAACGUGCAUGUAAAUUAAUCACAUCCUGGGUUUUUUGUUUUUCUAAAUGAGCUGCAUUAUUAAAGCGUAAGGGCAGACACUGCAUCAUGUAUGUGAGUUUAUUAUUAAUGUACUUUUAAUUGAAAUCUCAAAGUCUCUGAGCUCUUUCUGUAAGGGGAUCUCUGCUAAAGUGCCUAAAGGGUAAACAGAAUAGUAACAUGGAACAGUGUGUA